Molecule: messenger RNA, 4640 nt
Organism: Trichogramma pretiosum
Lineage: Eukaryota; Metazoa; Arthropoda; Insecta; Hymenoptera; Trichogrammatidae
Gene: Lpin
Product: phosphatidate phosphatase LPIN3
Exons: 13
Coding region: 505-4260 (1251 amino acids)
Biological process (GO): cellular response to insulin stimulus; fatty acid catabolic process; triglyceride biosynthetic process
Cellular component (GO): nucleus
Molecular function (GO): phosphatidate phosphatase activity; transcription coactivator activity
Source: RefSeq, a predicted model, not a curated record
CGUAAGGUUGCAUAUCACAUUGUGUAUCAUUAGUGCACGUUACAUAUCUAUAUUUCGUAAAAGUCUUAUUACUACUGUACGGAUUCUUAUAUAUUAUAUAUAUACCAAAAAACGUUUAGUAUCGGAUAAUACAUGCAUCGAACUGCAGUGUGCUGUGUGUCUAGUGAACAGUAUUUUUUCUUCUCCUCGACUUCGGUUCGAUUUUUCCACAGCUGCCGUGGAAUAGUCGUGCGUGUGUAUACGGCAUGAUGGACGCGGCUCGUCUGCAACGGUAUCUGCAUUAGGAGGCGUCUGUCGUGGAAAUCGAUCGUUGAUUUAUCAGCUGCGGUAUAAAAUAAGCCCCAGCGCGUUCGAGCGUAAUUCGUUUUGACAGUUAGCCAGAGAGCUAGCUAGCUUUAGAGCUCGCAGCAGCAGCGAGGCGAGUUGUAAAUCAACAUCGUUCGAAAGAACUUGAGGAUUUAACCAAACGAUCCUCGAGUCGAUUGGGAUCGAUCAGCUGUUAUUAUGUUACAAGUAUCGAGUAGCAUGAAUUACAUUGGCAAGUUCAUCAGCAACUUUCGUGACUUUUACAAUGAGAUCAAUACAGCGACGCUCACCGGUGCCAUCGACGUCAUCGUGGUGCAGCAGCCCAAUGGCGAAUACAAGUGUUCGCCAUUCCACGUACGCUUCGGCAAGCUGGGUGUACUGCGCUCCAGGGAGAAGAUUGUCGAUAUUGAAAUAAACAAUGAGCCCAGAGAUAUUCACAUGAAGCUCGGCGAAGCUGGCGAGGCAUUUUUUGUGGAAGAAAUUCUGCUGUCCGAAUCGAGGAGAGAGGAUAUCGCUCCCAAUCUAGCCUGCUCGCCAAUACCCAAAGAUAAAGAAGAAGAUCAUUUUCCAGUUGAUAAUAAAAAUAGAUUUAAUAUACUGUCAGAUCUACCCGAUGAGCAACAUGAAAUGAUUCUCAGAGAUUCUGUCAUGUCAAUUGAGCGUGAAAAAUGGGAACAAAUGUCAGCUUUACCAGCAGAUGAAAGAGAAAACUUUCUGAUUGAACAUUUUUCUGAACUUCCUGUCGAUCAGCGUGAAAAGUGGCUUCAAAUUGCUACUCUGACCACCGAAGAACGAGACAAGAUUUUUAAUGAAUAUUAUGGAACUAUAUCUACAGAACAGAAGCAGAGAAUUAUCAGUGAACAGUAUUCAGCUUUGAGAAAAGAAGAUAAAGAGAGACUUUUCAAAGAAAACUUUCCAGAGUUGCCAGCUGAACAGAGACAAAAAUUAGAGAAGGUCCUUAUCACUGAUUGGAAGCAGAAAGAUGCUGGUCACUCUCCAAAAAAGACUAAUCGCGAAGCUGGAUCAGCUGGAGAAUGCGAAGACGAAGAGGUCGAAGAUGAUGAAGAAGACGAUCGCGUGAACGACGAAGAGGACAUCUUCGACAUGGACAGCAUAAAUCAGGACGACAAACCCAAGACACCGCCAGCCAGCAACGCCAAAUCGUUCGUCGCCGUGACCGCGAGCGACCGCAUCAGAAAGAUCAGCGUGGUCAAGAACGACUUCCGUCCCAUCAACGACGACGAAUCCAAGGCUCAUCUGCCGCAAUCCACUUCCUCGUCCUCGUCCUCCAUCAGAAACUCCAGAGACGAGACGGCGAACGACGACAACAAAGCCGGCAACAAGCGCAAGCGCAAGCGUAAGAGCGUCAUGAAGAGGAAGAGCACGGCGAGGAAGAUCAGCGCUCAGACCAGCAACGAGUCCAACGGCAGCAACGAACAUCCCAAAGAGGACAACGAGCUACCGGAAAACGAAACGACGAAAUUGGAUCACAGCGCCGAGACAACGGCCGCUUUAUCCAAGAUAAGCGUAACGCAUCCGUCGACCGAUUUCCACUUCUUCAGCGACACCGAGGUCACGACAACCAACAAAGAUUCGAGGCCGAACUCGCCGAUACAGUCGGACACGGAAUUCGAGGUGCAAAAGAUCACGCAGGAGAGCAGCGUCGGCCAGGAGAACCCGGGUGGCAGCUGGAAAUGGGGCGAACUGCCCGUGAGCGCUGCGCCGCAGCACGACGUAUCGCUCGAGGCGCGUCGCGAUCCCGUCGACGCAUCCAGCUCCAACGCCGACAGCACAGUUAAGAAAACUAACGUGAAAGCAAUAAGUAAUAAUAACUCUAAUCCAGCUACCGAGGCGCACCGCUCCAUGCUCGGAGGGAUGUUCUCGUUCAUGAAGAAAACUUCGCGGGUCAGGCACAAUCCGGAGUCGGAGGGCAUUUACCUCAGCGAUCUCAACGCCGACGAGCUCGACCCGGAGGUCGCGGCGCUCUACUUUCCCACGUCCUAUCGCGGACCGGGUGGUAACGCGACCAAAGAAAAAGCUCGCGACGAGGAGGACGCCGAGUCGGGUAACGGCCCGUCGCUGCCGCAAUCGCCGAACAGCGUCGCGGGCGCCAUAGGAGGCCCGAAAUCGCUCGACAGCGACUUCGACGAAUCAUCGACAACGACGACCAAUCGUCAUCAUCACCAUCGUCAUCAUCAUCAUCAUCAUCACGAGCAUCAGGACUUCGAGUCGCUCGACGUCGCCCUCUCGCUGUGCGGCAGCAAUCUCGACGAGGCCACGUUCCAGCGUCACCUGCUGAGCUUCGAGGACUGCUGCAGCGAGCCCAAGAUCUUCGCCAAUCCCAAUCUCACCUGCCGCAUCAACGGCAAGUAUUACAAUUAUCAGAUCGCCAGCGCGAUGAUCAUGACCUACGCGGCCUAUCAGCGACACCUGAACAAGAACGCGGUUGAGAUGUUGGAGGGCGGCAGGAAGAAGAGCGACGCCGCGAACAUCGCCGCUACUGCCAAGGAUGCAAAUGCCGCCGAGGCCAACAGUACCACCGAAGCCAGCGGUGGUGGAUACAGCUCGUGGUUCUCCUGGAGAAGAUCGAGCCAGCCUGCCAAAAAAUCGCCCAAUUCUAGCUUUAUUAAAUCCGACGAUCCAGUGGUAACUCCGGCGGUCGCGUCGACGGAGGCGUCGUCGGAAACGAACGCCGCGGAAACUUCAUUGGAAGAUCAACAAGACCACAACAGCAGCAACACCAUCGUGAAUUCGGACUCGUCGGACAGCGUCGUCAGUAAGACCACCAUAAUAGUCAGCGAGGAUACCCAAGUGAACGCGUCGGAAAUGACCAACAGCGUGGAGAGCUUCGGCACGAGUCAGUCGAUCGCCACGAGCUUCAGCGACGCGAUCGAGGACAAUAGCGCGAAAUUGGAUUCGACGACGCAGCAGCAGGCGUCAUCGGUCAACAAAGACGCGUCGAACGAGCCCGGUUACUGCGCCGGCAACGAGGCCUCGGACGACGACGAGGACGACGUCGAGAACGACGACGACGACGACAACGACGACGGUGGCGAUCGUGUCAACGAGACCACGAGCGCCGCCAUCAACAUACCCAAGCCCGGCCCGGGCCGUCACAGCCUGUCGACCGGCGGUGGCUCGGCCGACCACUCCAGGGUUUAUUACAAUUAUCAGAAGUCCCUGAGGCUCACCUCGGAGCAGAUCGAGAGUCUGAAUCUCAAGGACGGCGUGAACGAGGUGGUGUUCAGCGUCACGACGGCCUAUCAGGGCACCACCCGCUGCAAGUGCCACAUCUACAAGUGGCGCUGGGACGACAAGAUCGUCAUCUCGGACAUCGACGGCACGAUCACGCGCUCGGACGUGCUCGGCCACCUGCUUCCCAUCGUGGGCAAGGACUGGGCGCAGAUCGGUGUCGCCCAGCUCUUCACCAAGAUCAAGGAGAACGGCUACAAGCUGCUGUAUCUGUCGUCGCGCGCCAUCGGCCAGGCGCGCGUCACCCGCGAGUAUCUCAAGAGCAUCAAGCAGGGCAAUCUGUCGCUGCCCGACGGCCCGCUGCUGCUGAAUCCGACCUCGCUGCUGUCGGCCUUCCAUCGCGAGGUCAUCGAGAAGAAGCCCGAGGAGUUCAAGUCGUCGUGCCUGAACGACAUCAGGAAGCUGUUCCCCUCGGACUGCGAGCCGUUCUACGCCGGCUACGGCAAUCGAAUCAACGAUGUAUGGGCGUACAGAGCCGUGGGAGUACCAUCGACCAGAAUAUUCACGAUCAAUCAUCGUGGCGAACUGAAGCACGAACUAACCAACACUUUCCAAUCAUCGUACUCCAACAUGAGCUACAUUGUGGAUCACUUUUUCCCGCCGACGGCGCGCGACGAGGUGGCCGGCGACUUCGGCAAUUUCUGCUACUGGCGCGACCCGAUCGACAGCUUGCCGGAAGCCGAGCAGCUGAUCGUGGCGUGAAGACGAUGAAGUGCCUGGCCGCAGCGUAUGAGAUACGCCGCGACUGCACACACAUUGCGUACGGAAGUUUUUGUACUUUAUGCAUGGGGAAAAUUAACUUUUUAUUUUUUUAUCCUUUUUUUCCCACGAUGCACGUCUCUCUCUCGAUUCCACUGGUGCGCGUUUAUACUUGUGUAAAUCGAUGCGAUCGUUUUGCACGUAUACGCGACAAUCGUAAGAAAAAAAGGAGCAAGCAAUAAAAGUAUUAUAAUUAGAUGCAGCAAAUGCAGAAUUGCUAUUGUAGACUUGCGUAAUCGAUCAGGAAUUCCCUAAAUGUAACUUUUCUCUCGUGUAAAUGAUUAUUCUAGUCUUAAAUGCAGUCGACUACGUAUAAAAAAAAA